GGGAAGGGAGUACCUGCGUGUGCCGGAGAGGGCGUGGGAGGCGGCGGCGGCAGCGCGCACACGGGGCCCGUACUGAUGCCCAGUGUUUGGUCUUUGCAGGCAGAGGCGGUGUGGUUGAGGAAGGGAGGGGGUGCAGGUGACGGUGCCGAUGAUGCCACUUCCGCUGCCUCUGGCCGGCCUGCGUGCCCCGUGUGCGGCGCCGCCUUCUCCUUCCAGUCGCAGCUGCGGCGCCACGUCCGCUACGAGCACCCCAAUGUCGACGCGCAGCGCAUCUUGGCCGGGAGCUCGGUGGCGGCGGCGCAGCACCAGGAGGACCUGCUCAUGGAGAUGAAGGAGGAGGCGACGGGGGACAACGCCCCCGUGCCCAUCAACCUGAGCUGCAUCUGGUGCGACUGCGACUUCAACGUGAAGGAGGCCUACGACGAGCACCUGGACGAGCACAACAAACAAGCCUACCAACAGUACCUGGAGACGCUGCUGGAGCCCUUCGAGGGCGCCGAGAGCGUCGUCAUCGACAAGGUGGAGGAGCAGGGGGACAGUGGAGGUGAGGGGGGCGAAGAGGCUCCCGCGGGCGAGGGCGGGGCGCCGCGGAAGAGGCCGGCGCCAGACAGCAAGGACACUGACAAGUUGAGAAAAACCAAAGCGAGCCGAGGCGCUGACCAGGACGGUCUGAAGUGUGCAUACUGUGGUUUCUCGUCCCUCGUGAGCGUGUCGAUGGAGCGUCACAUGGACAAGUGUCACGACAGCGUGGCGAGGCAGUGCCGCCUGUGCGGCGAGCUGUGCAAGGAUGCCUCGUCCCUCAAGGUGCAUGUGGUCCACCACUUCAACGGAGUGAUGACGUGCCCGGUGUGUCCGGUGCGGUUCUCCAUCAGGGACCACUUGCUGGCCCACCUGGACCUCUGCCACAAGUCGGGGUAUGCGAUCAGCUGCUCACACUGCAAUUUAAGUUUUAAUGAUUACGAAAGUUUUGAGGCUCACGAGGCCCGCGAGCACGGGCGUGGGGGCGUUCGGGUGUGCGAGCUGUGUCUGAAGGAGGUGCUGGCCUUUGACUUCCACAAGCACAUGCUGGACCACGAGGACGUUGCCCUGGCGAACGGCGAGACGCAGCCGCACGCCUGCAACCUGUGCCGCUCCAGCUUCAUGUUCGCCACGCAGCUCUACCACCACAAGUACAAGGACCAUCCCGAGUCGUUCGCCUACAAGUGCGACGAGUGCGAGCGCAAGUUCCGCACCGAGUGGAUGCUCCUGUCCCACAAGUGGGGGCACAAGUACGGCUCGCACCAGUGCCCCGCGUGCAAGCUCAAGUUCCGGCAGGUGGACCAGCUGAAGAGGCACUUGUUGGGCGCGCACCCUGAGGUGGACGGCUUCUGCUGCAAGUACUGCCCGAUCACACUCAAGAACUACUCCACGUACGUUCAGCACCUGAAGUUCAAGCACCCGAAAGAGGCCGGCUAUGACAAGCGGCCAGUGAGAUGCAAGAUCUGCGGGGAGUCCUUUGCUCACAAAGUUCAGUGGAAGUACCACAUGCGCAACCACAGCCAAGCCAUGCAGACGUGCGAGGUGUGCGGCAUCACAGUCAAGAACCUGGAGAUCCACAUGAACCUCCACACCAAAGAGAAAAAGUACGAAUGUCGACAGUGUGGAGCAGUGUACCACAACAAGGCCAGUUUCCACUUCCACAUGAAGCGGGUUCACAUGGGGCAGGAGGUGCGGAAGCACAUCUGCCACACGUGCAAGAAGGGUUUCCUCACCCCCGCCGACCUGCGCAUCCACCUGUCGCGCGUCCACCACGGAGAGAGGAACUACUGGUGCACGACGUGCAGCAAGGGCUACAAGAGCAAGGUGUCCCUCACGUACCACCAGAGGCUGCACACGGGGGAGAGGCCCCACCAGUGCACCCUGUGCGGCAGGUCGUUCCGGGUGCCAUCCUACCUCAAGCGCCACAUGGAGCACGACCACCGCGCGCAGUACCCGGGCGUCUAUUUCAAGCAGGGGCGGCCCAAGAGCCAGGAGCAGCGCGGCCAGCCCCGCCGGCGCAACGCGCAGCAGGCCGGCCAGGAGGACGCGCGGGCCACGGAACUUGCCGAGGGGCUGGAGGACGGGUCGGCGCCCAUUCCCGAGAUAGUUCAGAUCACCGUGCCCAUGGAGAUGGGCGGCGAGGUCAUCUCGGCCGUGGGCAGCGUGCAGGACCUCGGCCAGGGCCAGAGCUACGACGUGGAGCAGGACGGGGUGGUCUACGUGGUCUAUGAGAGUUAAAAUCGGAAACUGAAAAUUGUUUAUUUUUUUCUUUAUUUAUUUUUGUUUACAUUUCAUUGUUAUGCAGGGGGAUGUGGGAAGAUUAUGAUCUUUUCUUAUGUUUAUUUUGAUGGAAGUACGUUAUUUAAUUAAAAAUUCAAAUAACUUAUCUAUUUUUUGCAGUGUAAAUUUUCAGUCUUGUGUCAUUCCCAAAGGUUUAAAUUCAGACACUGAUCCAUAUGUAAGGAUGAAAAACUUUUACAAUCCCAGUGAUGAGGUAAUUUUUGCAAUAAAGGUCUUAUGAAAAUUA
Penaeus vannamei (Pacific white shrimp) is the source of this 2545-nucleotide messenger RNA. The record is from RefSeq and is a predicted model, not a curated record. NCBI's taxonomy places the organism in Eukaryota, Metazoa, Arthropoda, Malacostraca, Decapoda, Penaeidae.